AUGUUUAAAAAAGAAUUGAGAGAAGCAUUGACAAAGAGACGUGAAGAAUUAGAUACUUGUGAGAUUGAAGCUCGCCAUAGACAAUACCUUAUUGAUCGUUGGUUGCGAAAUGGUGGGGAUUUAUUACUUUCUUCUACUGGUGCAUCUUCAUUGCCUAUUCGCCCAUCCGAACUAGAUUCAAUACCAAACGUUGUAAAAUGUUCUUUACCUAAAGAUUUAAUUGCUGGUGCUAGAGUUGUCCCUUCAACAUUAAAAAAACAACAAAAAACUGCCAUUCCUCAUUAUGGUUUGCCUUCAACAUCAGAACAACAUCAAAGGAUAGGUAUUUCUCAUUCAGUUGCAUGCCAAGCUAAUGUUGAGGACUCAUCUUCACUUCCAACUUUUUCAACUACUACAUUAUCUAAUCAAACUCAAAAGAAAUUUAUUUCAAAAGAUUAUGGAUCAAAUACUAAACGAGAAGAAAUUAAUAAAAGAUUACAACAACAAAUGAUAAAAAGAUCAAUUGAUGCCAGAGAUGCCUGUACCCAGACCGCACUCUGUGCCGAAACCCAAACAGAUCCAUCUGUAGAAAUUGAUGAUGCUGUUAAUGGCUUAUCUGGACAGGAACGGAUGUGGACAUCUGAGGAAAAACUUCGCCGGUAUUCUAAUUUUCUCUCUUUGUUCCUUGAAUUUAAGAAACACUUGUACUUCCCCCUUCUUUUGAUUUCCUUAUUUAUUAGACAAUUAUUAUUAAGGGUUUGGCCUCCACCCUACUCUGGUGCCCAUAAACUACAACAACCAAUGUCAGAUGAUCCCUCAUCUCGGCGUUACUUAUCUUCUACAAGUGUUGACUGGUCUCAACAACGUUCUCACCCUUAUCAGCCUUGGCAGCGAUAUAGAGAAAAUAAUAGGCUUGGCCGUUUCCAUCUGACAGAUUCCGACACCCAAAGCGAAAGAGUUCGGAAAGAACGUUGUGUACGUGCUGAGUUAGAACAACGAAGAAAACAAUACUUCAAUUCGCUAGGCGAUCUACGUUACAAUGAUUUAACGACAACCAAACAAAUAUACUGGCCUCAAUAUCAACAAGAAUUUAUACCUAAAUUUCCUUCCCACCCGCCUUCUCAGCCUUCUCAGCCUUUUCCUCAACAACAAUUCCAACCUUCGUUUAACAGCACCAACUCUUUGCCUAGAGGCUGGCCUGAAAGUGGAGGUCUUUUAUCAAUGCCUUCUUCUUAUCAGCGUCCCCCUCACGAUCGUUCUCGAUACACUUAUGGUUCAUUACCGAGAGAUUAUGAGCGACGAUUGACUUCCUCAUUUGCUCCAAAAGAACAACAACAAUUGCAUAAACAAUAUUUACUACAGCAACAACAACCGCCUUCAGUUUAUGGUUCCUAUUCUCUUCAAGAUCUUGAUAGUUCCAAUAAUUAUCCUGGGGAGUUUUCUGAUAGUUUUGGAAGAGAACAACUUUACAGUCAACGACUUGAUAGUCAAUUUGAUGCUAUACAAAAUGUUGGAAGACAACAAAGACCUCCCUAUUGGCAACCAAGUCGCUCACUAAAUCAAUUGAACCACUCGUUUGUUGACGAUUUUCAAAUGAGCGGUUUUCAAAGACCUCCAAAAAAACAAACAGAUUUUCUUGAUAUUCAACCAUCUACCAGUCAAUUUAUUGAUGGAAACUUUUCACAUAUUCGAAAAUCUCCAGCUUCAAACGAAUUAUUAUCAGAAUAUGCCAACUUUUUGAAUAAUCGUUUCAUUGAACAGCAACGACAACAGAGAAUAGCUGAUGAGAGGGAAAGAGAAAGGCAACAACCUUUACAACGACCUUUUGGUGGGCAAGAUUAUGCUGGAAUUCCCGGAUAUAGAGACAACUUACCUCCAUAUAAUGACUAUUUUGAUGUUCAACGACAAAUGCAAUACUUCCCUGAUACUCAACAACAAUAUCAUCAACGUCAACCAAAUUUAUGGCAAAUUCCUUCAGGAUUUGCAUAUGAAGAUCAACAACAACAACCUUUUGUUUAUAGCAGAAAUGAGACAAAUUAUGGAGCAAGGCCUCCACCUACACCAGAAUAUGGAAAUUUUGCUUGGCGAGAACAACCUUCUUUUUAUCGCCAACCUUAUGGAGUAGAUAAUAGUUAUUAUUGUGGAUACCCUUCACAUCAACAAGUACUGCAACCACAACAACAGCAACAACAGUUUGGCACAAAUUGGCUGAAUAAUGAUUUAAUGUCCAACAGAAUAAUGCCUCCAAAUUAUAGAAUUCCACAAACUCAACAAUAUACCCAACAACAAUUUCCAUCUUCUUCACUUUCACAGCCUUUUAAUAAACACCAUCAACAACAUCAAAGUCGUAGUUUACCUCCAAGCAUUUUAAGAAAAAGGCAACCUCCUUUACGCAGUGCUGAUGAGAGUUGGCCAAAUGAAUUAUCAAAUGAAUGGCCACAAAAUAUUAGGGAAAUUAAUAAAAUGACAACAGGUAGAUAG
This is a messenger RNA of Meloidogyne enterolobii, 2460 nucleotides long. NCBI's taxonomy places the organism in Eukaryota, Metazoa, Nematoda, Chromadorea, Rhabditida, Meloidogynidae. The record is from the annotation of a GenBank genome assembly.